This is a messenger RNA of Vicia villosa (hairy vetch), 1325 nucleotides long. Its product is annotated as protein CDI-like. The record is from RefSeq and is a predicted model, not a curated record. Lineage: Eukaryota; Viridiplantae; Streptophyta; Magnoliopsida; Fabales; Fabaceae. Bases 159 to 977 code for a protein of 272 amino acids. The transcript has 2 exons.
AAUCCAGCUAUUGAAAUAUACUUUUCUACGCGUCAAUCAAAUUGCUAGAUUUACUCCUUUCAUUUCUGUGGCCUAUAUAUAGCCCUACAUUGUCGGUCUAAAUCUCAAUCUUUCUCUUCAAUUUCCUCUUUUUUUCCAACACACUCUUUCUUUCUGAGAUGAGUUUGAGCAAUGAGAAUGAGAAGAAUCAGUCUUCAUUACCAACUAGUAAUGGUAAUGGAAUAGCUGUUGUUGAUUCUGCUGAGAAUGGGAAUGUGAAAUCAAAGAAACCCUUCAAGAUCUUUGUGGGUUAUGAUCCGCGUGAAGAGAUUGCGUUUCAGGUAUGUAGACAUUCAAUCAUCAAAAGGUCUUCAAUUCCUGUUGAGAUCAUACCAAUUAAGCAAUCAGAUCUGAGAAAAACUGGUCUUUAUUGGCGUGAAAGAGGUCAAUUUGAGAGCACUGAGUUCUCUUUUACAAGAUUCUUAACACCUUAUUUAGCAGAUUAUCAAGGUUGGGCUUUGUUUGUGGAUUGUGAUUUUCUCUAUUUAGCUGAUUUUAAGGAAUUGGUAGAUUUGAUUCAAGAUAAGUAUGCUAUUAUGUGUGUUCAACAUGAUUAUGCUCCGAAAGAGACGACGAAAAUGGAUGGUGCUGUUCAAACUGUUUACCCUAGAAAGAAUUGGUCUUCGAUGGUUUUGUAUAACUGCGGUCAUCCUAAGAACAAGAUUCUUAGUCCUGAUACUGUGAAUUCACAGACUGGUGCUUACCUUCAUAGGUUUCAAUGGCUUGAGGAUGAUGAAAUUGGUUCUGUUCCAUUUGUUUGGAAUUUUCUUGAAGGGCAUAAUAGGGUUGUUGAGAAUGAUUCCACUACUUUACCUAAGGCCAUUCAUUAUACUCGUGGAGGGCCGUGGUUUGAGGCAUGGAAGAAUUGUGAAUUUGCUGAUCUAUGGCUUAAUGAGAUGGAAGAGUACCUGAAACAGACGAAAAAAGAAUCUGCAUGAAUCGUGAUGCUUUUCGAUGUUAUAGGAUUGAUAUCUGCAUGAAUCACGAUGCAUUUCGAUGUUUUAGGAUUGAUAUCUGUAUUUUUCUUAAUUUCAAAUUUGUUAUUGUGCUAAGUCUGUGUAUCUGAUGAUGCAAUUAUGAGAAUAGGAGGAGUAUGAAGGUUACUAGUUCAUAUCAUCUUAUAUAGUUAGUGUUCUUUUACAAUGGCAUUUUAGAGUGAGUUAAUGCCUUUCAUGAUGUAUUUGAUUUUUUCAUUUUAAAGACCUCUCUAUAGGCUUUAAAUAAGAGGUCUGAUUAUAACUUUGUAUCGAGUAUUUUAAUCAAUAAAAGCUUUAAUGUUACGAUUA